Messenger RNA from Rangifer tarandus platyrhynchus (Svalbard reindeer), 666 nucleotides. NCBI's taxonomy places the organism in Eukaryota, Metazoa, Chordata, Mammalia, Artiodactyla, Cervidae. The record is from the annotation of a GenBank genome assembly.
AUGUACAGGGGCUGCCGCCGCCAUGUAACACAGGUAACCAACAAGGACCCGCUGAACAGCGCAGGGGACGCUGCUCAGCCUUCUGUGAUGAUCUCCGUAUCACUUUCCAGGGGCUCCACAGCUAGUCAGACACUUCUGAGCUCCUGCUCCAACCUGCAAGAGGUGGAGGCUGCCCUGCUGAGGGCUCUGGGCUGGGGCAGCAGCCGGACACUGAGAACCCACAGCCCCAACAGCCCCACAGCCUGGGCAGGAGACGGGCAGCACCAGCGACCCGGCAGGUGGCGCCGACGGAUUCCUGCAGGAAGCAGAAGCAGAUGGGGCCGCCUCCCUGGAGCCGGGCGCUCCCGGAGCCCCGUGGCGUCGCUGGAGAGCGCCUCGGGUGGACAUAGCACGCAGGCCCGCACCCGCACACGGGGUGGCCACCACGCUGGGGGCCUUCAGGACGGCCAGCCCACGCCACGCUGCCCACUGGCAAGCCGAGGUACAGGACACUGCACACGCACGCACGCAAGUCGGAAAACCAUCUCUCAGCCGGAGUCUGUCACCAGGAACCGAGAGAACGAGGCGAUGAAGGCAGAGGAAGACCAGAGCCGGAGGCACAGCUCUGGUAACAGAGAGGGGGACGCGCGGCUCCGGGGAGGCUGCGUUCAUUUACACUCAUCGUGA